AUGAGAGACAAGAAGAUGCGUGCCAAGCUCAAACUACCUCACAUUAGAGAGUGUGAACACAUGAAAACCCAAGUAGACAGUACGUUUGACAGCAUGUGUGUGAAGCAGCCUAUAGGCAAACGCCUGUUUCAGCAGUAUCUAGACAGUGAUGCCAGCCAUAAGAACGCUGGGGAGCUGUGGAAAGACAUAGAAGAUUACAUCAUUUCUCAGGAAAAGGACAGACAGCAGAAGGCCCAAAAAAUUGUAAAUACAUUUUAUGAGUCCAAGUCCAAGAGUUUUUGCAGUUUCCUGGAGGAAAAGGCUGUGACCCGAGUGAAAGAAGAUCACAAAAAUGUGCAUGGAGACCUAUUCAAGGAAAGCCAGCAGCAGCUCCUGAAGCAUCUGGAGAAGAGUGCUCUGGCAGGAUUCAAGAACAGCAUGUACUUCCUACGCUACGUUCAGUUCAAAUGGCUGGAGGGACAGCCUGUCAAUGAGGAAUGGUUUAUGGACUUUAGGGUGCUGGGGAAAGGAGGUUUUGGAGAGGUAUUUGCUUGUCAAGCAAAAGCAACAGGCAAGAUGUAUGCAAACAAAAAGCUGGAUAAAAAGCGCCUGAAGAAACGCAAAGGCUAUGAUGGCGCGAUGGUGGAGAAGAGGAUCCUAGCUAAAGUACACAGUCGCUUCAUUGUGACUCUGGCUUAUGCUUUCCAAACCAAGACUGAGCUCUGCUUAGUCAUGACCAUCAUGAAUGGAGGCGAUCUCAGAUUUCACAUGUACAAUGUUGAUGAGAAAAACCCUGGCUUCGAUGAGAAGAGGGCCUGCUACUACACCAGUCAGAUCAUCUGUGGCCUGGAGCACCUGCACCAGCACAGAAUCGUUUACAGAGACCUCAAACCUGAGAAUGUCCUGCUCGAUGACGCAGGACAUGUGCGUCUGUCAGAUCUGGGUCUGGCUGUUGAACUCCCCACAGGAAAAGACAAAACUACCGGAUAUGCAGGAACCCCUGGCUUUAUGGCUCCAGAGCUGCUCCAGAAGAAGGAGUAUGACUACUGCGUGGACUACUUUACUCUGGGAGUCACACUGUAUGAAAUGAUUGCUGCCAAAGGACCAUUCAGAAUAAGAGGAGAAAAGGUUGAAAAUGAAGAAGUGGCUCGGAGAAUCAUCAAUGACCCUGUCAAUUACACUUCCGCAUUCAGCAAAGAGUGCAAAGACCUUUGUGAAGGUCUGAUGAUGAAAGAUGUAACAAACCGACUUGGAUUCAAAAACAAAGAGUGUGCAGAACUCAAGAGUCAGCCCUUCUUUAAGGACAUUAACUGGGGUCGCCUGGAGGCAGGCAUGCUUCCUCCACCAUUUGUUCCGGACCCAAAAAUGGUCUAUGCCAAAGACAUUGAUGACGUGGGGGCGUUCAGCUCCAUCAAAGGCAUCGUCAUAGACAACAAGGAUAAUGAUUUCUUUACUGAAUUUUCAUCGGGGAACAUCCCCAUUCCCUGGCAGGAGGAGAUGAUCGAGACCGGAGUGUUUGGAGAGCUCAAUAUCUGGGCAGAGAAUGGGAAACUCCCCAACGACCUCGACCCAAACUAUGUAGAAGCUAAGGGUGGUGGAUGUGUCAUGUUUUGA
Messenger RNA from Knipowitschia caucasica, 1593 nucleotides. Lineage: Eukaryota; Metazoa; Chordata; Actinopteri; Gobiiformes; Gobiidae. The record is from the annotation of a GenBank genome assembly.